CCACCCCUUCAACCCCACAAUUCCGCCUCCCUUUCAUCGGCCGUUGCGGAGGCGAUGUCGACGCAGGCGAUGAUCGAUAGCCAACGCGAGGGCGCGGAGGUCUACCACGGCGCCGGACUCUGCAAGGAGCAGUCGAUGAAGCUACUGGACGAGAUCCACCUGCCCAGGGGCCUCCUCCCGCUGCCGGCCUUGGAGGAGGUCGGCUACAACCGGGCCACCGGGUUCGUGUGGCUGAAGCAGAAGAAGGCCGCCACCCACGUCUUCAAGGCGAUCGGAAAAACAGUGUCGUACGCGCCGCAGGUCACGGCCUUCGUGGAGGACCGGCGGAUGAAGCGAUUGUGCGGGGUCAAGAGCCGGGAGCUCCUCAUCUGGGUCUCCCUCUCGGACAUGUGCAUCGACGACCCCGAGUCGAAGCGGAUCACCUUCAAGACCCAAGCCGGUAUCGGUCUCUCCUUCCCCGUCUCCGCCUUCCAGACCGAGGAGGAGGAGGAGAAAUCCAAGGAGGAUGGUAAGUAGUCCCCCCCAACUUCCAUUCAUCAAAUAAAUGAACCUUUAUAUAUAUAUAUAUUAUGCGACAGUUAGACUUCACGUUAGAAGCGAGGUUGAUAUGAGCUCCUUCUACCUCUAUAAAUAUCUAUCUAUCCAUCUAUCCAAAUAUGUUUCAGCUAUAUCAGAAUAAAUAUAUAAGAGGCAUCGAGCGUGCUUCAUUCCA
This is a messenger RNA of Musa acuminata AAA Group (dessert banana), 712 nucleotides long. RefSeq lists its product as uncharacterized. Lineage: Eukaryota; Viridiplantae; Streptophyta; Magnoliopsida; Zingiberales; Musaceae. The record is from RefSeq and is a predicted model, not a curated record. Bases 55 to 516 code for a protein of 153 amino acids. The transcript has a single exon.